AUGUUUAAAAUAUAUUUAUUUUUAUUUAGUAUCUUUUAAAUCCUAAAAGAAUAUCUAUAUUGUAUUUAUUUUGCGGCAAAUAAUUUUCUAUCAUCAUUUAUUAGUUACAACUAAUUAAAUACUUUAGUUUGUAUAGGAAGUUUUAAAAUAAAGAAAGAAAGUAGAAAUAAAUAAGUACUAAUAAAUAUGUAUUAAGAUUAGAGAUAAGAGUUGCUUAACUGCAAACAAUAAUUUUAAAUACUAUAGAAUCAAUCAAUCCAUGAUUUUUUAAAAAGAUAUGGUUAUGUUUAUGAAAAGUAAAUUUCAAGAAGUAGUUCUUCUUUAGUUGUUUAAGCUAAAUCGCUCAAUCAUAAUAAUUCUAAUGUUGCAAUUAAAAUACUAAAUUAUAAAUAUAAUUCAAAAAUCAAUAGUUAAAAACUGAGCAAAUAAGUAGAUUUUUUAGAUAAUCUAAAAGGAGAGAAAUAUGUACUUUAAUUUAUUGAAAGAAUAUAAGAUUUAAAUUAAGGUAUUACUGCUAUUGUCACAGAAUAUUGCGAAAAAAAUUUAGCUUAAAUUCUAGAGAUAAAUAAGCUAGCAAUAGAGUAAGUUUAUGCUUUGGCGUAUUAACUUUUAAAAGGAUUGCUUUUAAUCUAAGAGAAGCAAAAAGUAUUGAGAUAUAUUGAACCUGAAAAAAUAUUAUACAGUGCAUAAAAUAACCAAUUUUUGUUAUCUUACUUAAGUUUUAGUAGACUCAUCCAAUUUGAAGGCAAUGAAAAAUAAUAAGGAAAUUUGAACUAUUAAUCUCCUGAAGUCAUCAAUAAGAAAAAACCAUACAAAAUUACUGCUGAUAUCUUUUCAAUAGGUGUGAUUCUUCUUGAAGCUUUACUUCAAAGAAAACUAAAAGGUAUGGAGUAUUUAAAGCUAAAAAGUUAAAGUUUGAUAAGUGUUUUACCUGAUCUUUUAAAUGAAUAAAAUCAUUAAUUUGUAACUAAAAUUUUAAGUAAAAUGGUAGAUCCAGAUUAUUGUAAAAGAAGUGAGCCAAUUUAUCUAUUAUAGAUUCUAAAUGAAUUAAAGGCAGAUUAAAAAUACCUCAAGCCUAUUAAAUUAGAGAAAAAUAUAGAAAAUAAAGAUGUUUAGCUUUAAACUGCUAACUAACUUGGCAAUGAGGAAAACCCCUAAAGUAUUUCUGUAUAGAAAUUAUAAAUAGAAUAAAUUAAAAAGGCAACUAUUGAAAAAGAAAAAAUAGUUUAAGUUUAAAUCAACGAAGAGGAAGAUAUUAUUGAAAUUUAAAUUGGAUAGUACAGUGUCUAAGAAGAAUUUAAUGACAUUUAAAAUUAAAAUACAAAUAUGAAAAAUGGUGAGAACCAUUUAAUAUAGCCAAAUAUAGAAAUUAUUUAGAAUGAUCAAAAUAUUAAUUAAAUAGAAAAUUUGAGGUAGAAUGUUCAUGAAGAAAACACUGAAAAUAUAUCAAAUGAACAAAAGUAAAAUGAAUAAAAUAAAGAAUAAAUAGAAGAAGUUUAAAAAUAUAUUGAAAUUGAAGAUGAAGAAAAUUUUUAAGAAACUUAAAUUGGAUAAUAAAAUAUGAACGUAAAAUAUAUUGAAACUCCAAAUUAAAUAACAAAUAUGUAAAAUGGUGAAUAUCAGAAUAUAAAACCUUUAAAAAAUAUUAUUUAGAGUUCUCCAAAUAUUAGUGCAACAGAAAACAUUUAGAUUGAAAACUAAAUUUAGUAAGACAUUGGACGUAAUUUUAAUAAUGAAUAGAUAAUUCUAACUCAAAGUAUUGAUCAUUCCUAAAGUGAUUUUGAAGAACCUAAUUAAUCUUUAAUGGAAAUUGAAAUGGAUGAUCAAUAAGAAAUUAAUUUAGAAAAUUAAACCAAUCUUCAUUUAGAAUAGUAAAUAAAAAAUAGAGAUUUGAAUUUCACUCAUAUUAAAAAUAACAAAUGUCAAGAUAAAUUUGAAGAGGAAAUUAUUGUUGAAAAAUUAAAAGAGAAAAACAAUUAAAAUAAUAAUAACAUUACAAAGAAGAAUGAAGUUAUAUUGGAUAAAGAAGUUUAAAAUAAUUUGAAUAAACUAAUAAAAUAUAUAAAAUGUAAAUAUUUUAAUCGUAAAAGUUAUAAAAAAAAUAGAUAAAGAGUAUUAAAAAUUGUUGACCUCAAGCAAAUUCCUUAAGUUGAUGAAGAUUACGAAAUAAUCGAAAUUGAAUUGAUAAAUUAGCUACCUUCAGAAGAUUAAAUAUUAAAAAUAGGAAAAAUAUUAUAAAAAUGCAUAAACAUAGAAUCCAUAAGCUUAAAUAUUAGUGACAGUUUUAGAAACAAGGAGAAAUAUUUAUAAUAGCUUAUUUAAUGUCUUGAUAACUGUGAUAAUUUGUCAUUUUUAAGCCUUAAUGUAUUCAUCGAUAUAGAAGGAGAAUAAUAAUUAGGUGAAUGGAUUGGCUAAUGUAGAAAUCUUCACUUCUUAAAUUUAAAUUUAAACUUUUCAUCUUUAUUCAAUUUUAAUCCUUAAGCUCAAAAUGUGGGUUCUAAUAUUGUUUAAGGAUUAUCUUAAAGUAUAAACUUAGUUCAUUUAGAUUUAAAUUUAAGUUAUUACUAGUUUAAAGAAAAAGAAUUAAGCGAUUUUGGUAAAGCUUUUGCUAGAAAUAAAAAUUUGAAUUUUUUAAGUUUUGAUAUGAGUUACAGUAAAGGUAUAUAAGGAUUUGAUUUGUUUUUAGAGUAAUUGUAAGAAUGCAAAAAUUUAAUUUCUUUAAAUCUCAAUUUAAGUAAUUGUGAUAUCAACUCUUAAAAUUUUAAAUUAAUUCUAUAUAGCAUUCAAUAUUUGGAAAACUUAAAGUUUUUAGAUUUAAAUUUAGACACAAAUGAUUUAAAGAAUUUAAAUCUUCAGUAGGAAAUAGAGUUCUAUAAAUAUAAAUCUUUAACUAAUUUGAAGCUAGACUUAUAGAAUUGCAAAAUGAGUAAAAAAUAAAUUAACCUUAUGCUAAGUAGCUUUGAAAUGAAUGAAAAUUUAAAUUGCUUGCAUUUGAUUUUGCGGUAAAUUCAAAAUUAAUAAAAAAUAUUGAAAAAAAUGUAUUUAAUUAGUGAAAACUCUCUCACUCAAUACAUUCCAGAAGAUAAAAUGUGCUUUUAUAGAAUUAAAAAUUUAACUAAUCUAAGUUUAUAAAUAUAGUAAAAAAUAGUAUUUUUAAUUUACUUUUUCAGAUCUUAAUUAAGAAAUUCUUGGAGAAUGCAAUUAAUAAAUUUUAAAAAUUAGGAAAUCUUUUUCUAUUUAAGAUAAUAUUAUAAUUGA
Tetrahymena thermophila SB210 is the source of this 3258-nucleotide messenger RNA. Its product is annotated as kinase domain protein. Gene Ontology annotation, molecular function: ATP binding; cyclin-dependent protein serine/threonine kinase activity. The transcript is spliced from 13 exons. Gene Ontology annotation, cellular component: nucleus. Gene Ontology annotation, biological process: protein phosphorylation. The record is from RefSeq and is a predicted model, not a curated record. NCBI's taxonomy places the organism in Eukaryota, Ciliophora, Oligohymenophorea, Hymenostomatida, Tetrahymenidae.